AAGCACAUCUCCCUGCUGGGCUGAGUAAAUGUUUAAUCCUCGGCUUGCAGAAAAAGCAGCUCAAAAGUGCUUUUUUUCGCAGCAAGUCUGAACCAGUCAGCCUGGUGCCUCCUCCCUCCCUCCGGCUCACACCCUCCCUCCCACCGCUCCGGAGGAAUAUCCCAGCCUGCUCCAAGGUGCAGCUGGGCACUCAGGGCAGGACGGAGCCAGGCCGGAGUGGUGCCCGUGCCCACCCGACCGGGCGAGCAGAGGGGCUGGGAAGUUUGCAGGGUCCCUUGCAAGGCUGCUCUGGCUCCCGCUUGCCUGCACUGCUCCGCCGGCUGAAGUGCCCAGGAUGGGGUCCCCGCGCUGGAAACGGCUCUGCCUUCUGCUCCUGGCAGCUCUCACAUCCUCCGUGCUCCUCUACGGGCACUACUACGCGACGGUGGAGUCGCCCACCAGCCAGAGGAUCAUAGCCAGCCUGCUGCAGCCACAACCACUGAUUCUGGCUUCGUCAGGGACGUCGCACCGAGCUGGCAGCCACAGGUGGGCCCUCGGAGGUGGCUUAGAGAGGGGGAAGUUCUUCAGACCUUCCACUGAUCUGGAGGAGCCCAAGCCCAGCAGACAGCAGCCCAGCACCUGCCCCAGCUCAGUGAUGGCCAGAGCAAAGGCAGACCCCAAAUUUGGGGACAUCUUCCUCUUUGACACCCCUGUGCUGAUGUGGGACCAACACUUCACCACGGAGACCUGGGACAGGCUGAAGACACGACACGUCCCCUACGGCUGGCAAGGCUUGUCCCACACAGCGGUGGGCAGCACCCUCCAGCUCCUCAACGCCUCUGCCAACAGGCAGCUCUUCGACAGGGACAGCUUCCCCGGGGGCUGCGUGCGCUGCGCCGUGGUGGGCAACGGCGGCAUCCUCAACGGCUCGCGGCAGGGCAAGGCCAUCGACGCCCAUGACCUGGUCUUCAGGCUGAACGGCGCCGUGAUCAAAGGCUUCGAGGAGGACGUGGGGACCAAGAUCUCCUUCUACGGCUUCACCGUGAACACCAUGAAGAACUCCCUCAUCGCCUACGAGGAGUAUGGCUUCAGCCAGGUGCCACAGGGCAAGGACCUGAGGUACAUCUUCAUCCCCUCGGAUAUCCGCGACUACGUCAUGCUGAAGGCUGCCAUCCAGGGCAGGCCUGUCCCUGAGGGCUCGGAUAGGGGGGACAGGCCACAGAAGUAUUUUGGACCAGAGGCAUCUGCAGAGAAGUUCAAGCUGCUGCAUCCAGAUUUCUUGCAGUACCUGACAGCGAGGUUCCUGCGAUCAGAGCUGCUGGACAUGCAGUAUGGCUCUCUCUACAUGCCCAGCACCGGCGCGCUCAUGCUCCUCACUGCGCUCCAUACCUGUGACCAGGUCAGUGCCUAUGGCUUCAUCACUUCCAACUACGAGGAGUUCUCAGACCACUACUACGAGACAGAGAAGAAGCCACUGGUGUUUUAUGCCAACCAUGACAUGAUGCUGGAGGCAGCGCUGUGGAGGAGUCUGCACCGGGCAGGGAUCAUGACCCUCUACCAGCGGUGAGGCUUGGCAGGUGCCCACAGAGGCAAAGCCAAGGACUUCUGAGGCUCUUCUCUUUCCUGAAGGCCAUUUUCCUCCUGAGGGCAUCCACCCAGCCAGCCCAAGGAGCAGACCCACCACACUGCAGCCGGUGGUGGGGUGAUAGUAAGAGCAAGCUGAAGCUGGUAGAGAAAUGCUACACUUCCUCAGGGAUCUUUGGCCAUGUUUUGUGGCUCAGUGUGACUGAACACGACCUUUGGGGCACCAAGAAGCACCGAGGCAUGUGGCUGUGACCUUCUGCCCCAUGAAUCUGGCUGUGGGGCAGCAGUGGCUCCUGUGAAGCACAGGAGCAAGGUGAUGCUGGAAGAGGACGUUGGAGAUGUGUGGUGGCUUCUGUCUGGGCAGUGCUCUUCACUUUGCCAUCACACUCCAGCUCAAAUACUUGUCACCAUGGUGGGGUGACAACAGGCACGAUGGUCUUGGACUGGAGACUACGUGAGCUGAGAUGAGAGGAAGGUGGUGUGUUUGGAGAACACCUCCCUCCCAGCAUGCAGAGGCUGGUGCUGCUUUCCAGAAUGCUUGUCUCCAUCAUCAACAGCAAAGAGUGGCAUGGCUGUGACAGUGUGUCCUGCCUUCUUCCCCUCCCUAAGGGCAGGGUGUUUGCAAGAAGGGAGGGUUUUGAAAGCCAUCAGCUAGGAGUAGGGUUGCUGCAGCUCAGCUGGGAUAUCACAAAGGCAGCUGGCCUUGGAGCACACCAGAGAUGCGAGCUGGCCUACAGCCCUUGUGUCUGUCAGUGGGUUUGUUUGGUUUCUCUUGCACAGGAACCUUUUGUGGCCUCCAAGUGCUUGGAGAGGACAGCCUUGUAACAAGGGGGUUAGGGAACCUGCUUGCUUGUUGUGCAUGUCCAAGCAAUAAUCACCAAAGAAGAGAGGUGAAGGUCCUGAACCUUUCAACUGUCCUACAGAAGGCAGUGCCACUAAGGACAACCCACUGGGGAGGCUGCUCCAGCUGGUGGUGUCCUGAGGGUUGGUACAGCACAAGAAUGUAAUUGGAAACACCUUCCCCCUUCGUGUCACAGCAUAAAUGUUGAAUGGUUGGAUGUUUUUA
Messenger RNA from Pogoniulus pusillus (Red-fronted tinkerbird), 2629 nucleotides. RefSeq names its product ST6 N-acetylgalactosaminide alpha-2,6-sialyltransferase 2 (gene ST6GALNAC2). Gene Ontology annotation, molecular function: alpha-N-acetylgalactosaminide alpha-2,6-sialyltransferase activity. Gene Ontology annotation, biological process: protein O-linked glycosylation. The transcript has 10 exons. Lineage: Eukaryota; Metazoa; Chordata; Aves; Piciformes; Lybiidae. The record is from RefSeq and is a predicted model, not a curated record. The coding region runs from base 335 to 1546 and encodes 403 amino acids.